UUACUUAGUAUUUAGAGGCCACACACCCUAUAGUUUAGCAUCCUAAAAUAGACAAGUACAGGAGAGGAAGUUUGGGUGAGCGCACACUGUAGUGUGUCAUCGCAUUAUGUAAACAUUCUUGCUGUGGCACUCUCAUUUUCUUGUAUCCCAGCUUGAGUUAAUGUGCGCCCACAGUAAUCUGAGUGUUGGCGAGCAGGAAGUGAUGCUGUUACCUUAAUGAAGAGUCAACCUGUUAAAUAGCGCUUUCUCUAGACAUUCCAUUAAAUUCAGUCUAUAGCUUCAGCUGUAAACACUUGUUCAUUUAGUCGAUCUCCUCUGCUUUCUUGGACUUUGCAUUUGGACUAAAAGAAGAGCAAGAAUGAAACCUGCCAUACUGAUUCUAUGUCUGCUGGGAGCAGCCUAUGCUAAUCCAAUCUUGCAUAAAAUGGCUAUGGAGAUGAUUCAACAUGCAUCCAACUCUUCGGAAAGCUCUUCAAUAUCUGAAUCCUCCGACCAGAGUAAUACCUCAGAACCUUCAGAAGAGAAGUCUAAGGAAAAUGCCUCCGACAGCAAUAGCUCAGAAUCGCUUGAAUCUGACUCGGAUGAAACGAUCUCUAAAGAGAGCGAAAGCCAUUCCGUGGAAAGCCUGAUUGGAAAAAGCGAGACUGCACUGACAUCGGAUAACACUCAAAGCAGUAAAGAGAAUGUCCGUAGGGGCUGGAUCUACACCCUCAAAUGGGUCCAUACAAACAACAGCAACAAAGUGGAAGCGACCAGCCAGCCAGACAUCAAAUCCACUAGUGAUGUGUCAAAAAAAAGCGAAAGCAGUGAAUCAAGUGAAAGCCAGGAAACAGUUGUUCUGAGCACAAAGGAAGAGAAUAACGGUGCCGACACAAGUGAAAGCACUGAGCACAGUCAUAGUGUUGAAGGUGCUGAGUAUAGUACAAGCAACAGCAGCAGCAGCAGCAGCAGCAGCAGCGAAAGCACUGAGUCCAACAGCAGUGCAGUGGAGAGCGAAAGCCGCUCAACUGAGUGCCCUCCCGGGGCUGACAGCCAAGAAUGUGACAGCGAGGAAGACUUUCCUCAGGAUAUCGGUGAUGAUGGUGCAACCGACCCUUUCAAUGGCUUCCUAAUGCCUGAUUUCACUGAGCCCUAGCAGCAGUUUAAGACAUGAUCGUCUGACUCAAUGCUCUGAUAUCUGCAAGUGGAAAUCCCAGGAAUAUUAAAAUGGGAAUGUUCUAAGGAAAAUAUUUUAAGGACGGUAUGUAAGGAAAUUGAUGUAAUAGUAAUAUAAACCGUUAAAUAAAUGUUAAUAAUAACAUUUUUUUAAGGUACCUCAGUCUAGAUCAUUCUUAACUUAAAAUUAAAAAUAUAUUAUAGGCAUACGUUGAUAUUUAGUUUUUAUACUUUACCAUAUUGUUAACACUUUACAGUCUCAUUUGUUAACAUUAGUUAAUGCAUUAACAAACAUGAACUAUAAAUGAGCAAAUAUAUUCUUACGGCAUUUAUUUACCCUUAUUAAUGUUUAUUGACAGUGCAUUAACUAGUGUUCAUCUUAAAAAUGUAUUAAAAUUGUAAAAUUCUUGUAUUGUUCAUUGUUAGUUCAUGUUAACUAAUGCAGUUAACUAAUGUUUAACAAACGAAAAGUUAUUGCAAAGUGUCACCGAAUUGUGUGCAGAAUGUUUUUUUUAUUAUUAUUUAUAGAUUUUAUAGUCAUUUAUUUUUACUGUUGGUAUUAACCAUUUUCAAAUAAAGUAAAG
Messenger RNA from Rhinichthys klamathensis goyatoka, 1739 nucleotides. RefSeq names its product secretory calcium-binding phosphoprotein 1 (gene scpp1). Lineage: Eukaryota; Metazoa; Chordata; Actinopteri; Cypriniformes; Leuciscidae. The record is from RefSeq and is a predicted model, not a curated record.